CCAAGGAGGGAUCCGCCCUCAGACAGCAUCUAUCGCCUCUGCUCGGUGCUGACUUUGGUAGACUCCGCUGUAUUCCCCUCUUCUAGCCUGUUUAUACCCGAUAUCGUGCCCGGUCCAGUCUUCCCUCUUUUUGAGACCGACGUACGCGUAUCCAGGCCGGACAUGAACUUGACUGUCGCCCACGGGUCGCGCGACAAUUACGGCAUUCUCCAGUUCGCCACCCGUCUGCCCGGCGCGAGAGUCCGCUUAUCCGGCUGAAUGCUUGGCCCUAUCUUUGUCACAUCAGUCCGUGAUCAAUCAAAUCAUUCACCAGCGUUGGUGCAUACAUACGACGUGAUCCCCGGGCUCGAUACUGAAUGCGAGGUAGAGACCCAGACCAGCUGCCCACGUCCGUGACCCAUCAAGUACCCAUAGCUGUCGAGAUGGUCCAGCUCGGUCGCCCUGAGAACCCCGAAGAUCGCCACGCUACCGCUGCCCGGGCAUACAGACAGGGCUACCUCGAUGCUUCGUCUGCCUAUCUUUCCGGUCCCUCCGCUCACUCGAACACGCCGUCCUUCCUCCGCGAUCUAGCACGGGAAUACCCUUACACAACCAUUGCGACUGUCGGGGCUCUCGGAUCCUUUACUCUCCUCACCUCUGGCUACUUAGCUUCAAAGGUCUUCCGGCGAGCUGUAGGCGUGACGCGCACUGGGACUAGCGAGGCAAUAUGGGUGACACGUGUGGACGACUUGGAACGUCGGCUAGUCACUCAAGUCCAGUCCUCCAGUCGCGAUCGUGCAAGAGAGAUGGACACCGUGAGACGAGAAAUCUUAUCCUCACUAUCUGCUCAUGCUACCGUUGGAACGAUGUGCGCGAUCGAGGACAAGCUCGCGGAUGUGGUCAAGCAAAUCGAACGAUCCAGCAGCGACCAUCAGAAGGGCCUACACAAGCUGUUGAGCCAGCUCGAAGCCAACAACCGAGAUCGAAGGAUCGAGCUCAAUGGUCUCCGAACAGAGCUCAUGGGAGAGCUUCAGAGAGGCUCGCAAGAUGAUCACGGUGAACAACUGGACAAGAUAUUUGACCAGAUGGUAGCCUCCAAUCGAGAUCGUCGCACCGAACUCCACGGAUUCAGAUCGGAGAUCAUGGGAGAAUUGCAGUUGACUCGCUCGACUAGUCCUGGUCCACAAGUGACUCUCUCGGCGCAGCAGGCGGCAGACUUUGAAGGGUUCCGAACCGAGAUCAUGGACAUGCUGCAGAGAAUGGAGCACAACAUGAAGAAGAUGACACCUACCGCAAAGGUUCACCCUCCUCAGCCAGGAGUCGCUCAGAUGGACGAAGUUGAGCUUGCUCGAGUCUUGAAGGAGACGACAGAAGGAAUCUUUGGGAGCAAAAAGUCCGCCUCUUCGAAUGACGAUGGAGAUCGCGGCAGGCUUUCGUUCUCGCAUUAUCGCUCGAUCCUCACCGGUCACGGCCGCGGAUCAUCGACUCGGUGAAAAGGGUAUAUUCAAGCCUCUUCUAUGUGCCUGUACCUCAUUCUUGUUUGUAGGGAAGUAGCUCGUUGUUCCACUCUCGCCCCUUUUAGGCUCAGACGACUCGCUUUGCCAGGAUUACAUGACCAAGCCCGUCAAUUGAUGGUCACCGGUUCCACCUCGUUAUCAUGAUGCGAUGCACCCUGCAAUGACGGACCGGCUCAAAGAUGAGCACAUUCUCAUAGUCUGACAAUGCGCCGAGCGCUGAGCACAUUGACGUACACAGCUGGCAGACAAAACGAGCAGAACUGUAAUGCGGGUCUUCGGCAAGAUAUUUCCACGGACUUUUAUGCAUAAUUUCAUGAAUCACG
Messenger RNA from Kockovaella imperatae, 1819 nucleotides. RefSeq lists its product as hypothetical. The transcript is spliced from 2 exons. NCBI's taxonomy places the organism in Eukaryota, Fungi, Basidiomycota, Tremellomycetes, Tremellales, Cuniculitremaceae. The record is from RefSeq and is a predicted model, not a curated record. The coding region runs from base 357 to 1472 and encodes 371 amino acids.